This is a messenger RNA of Sphaerodactylus townsendi, 2283 nucleotides long. RefSeq names its product family with sequence similarity 217 member A (gene FAM217A). The coding region runs from base 344 to 2020 and encodes 558 amino acids. The record is from RefSeq and is a predicted model, not a curated record. Lineage: Eukaryota; Metazoa; Chordata; Lepidosauria; Squamata; Sphaerodactylidae. The transcript has 7 exons.
UCCACCCCGACGUAGAGAUACUCUCGCCUUCCUCAUCCCCCCCAACUUCCUCUCCGAGAGUGGUUGUUCCUGCUUGAAGUUACAACUCUUCUUAUGUUUCUCUUGCCUGGCUUUUAGCUCUCGCGUAGUCCAUGGGUAUUAGGAGAGGACCAGGAGCAGCUGCACGUGGUGUGGACCAAGAUUAGAAAAGAGGCAGUAUUUUUCCAUUUUCCCCCAAUAUUUUUCAAUAUUUUCUCACUAGGAAUGGGAUUCGCCUUUUAACAUAAAAGUCAUUUGCAUGUCUGGGGCCUCAGCUACUUGCUUCAUACAUUAUGCACCAUAUUUAUGAACAGCGGAGAGCUGAAUGCCUGAUCCUAAACCUCUGGCAUAUCUACAUGAUGAGGCGCAAACAUGCAUUUCCUCACACACAGAAUGCACUAGAAAUGUUUUGCACCGAAACGCCAACAGUGUGACCCGGAAACGAGAGGGUCAAAAGUACAUUCUUUGGUUUGGCAAAGGAAACAUGACCAAGAAGUCUCCCAACUUAAUGGAAAAAAAUAACUUUGUUCCUGGCAUCUAUGGGACCAGUCUCCCUCUGAGCAGCUUUGCUCACCAGACACAACACAAUUGUGGUUCGGAUUCUGAUGGCUCAGCUGAAAAUAAAUUAAAUUCACAUGGAGAUAAAAUUGUCUCUGGAGGUGUUCUUGCAAGUACAUUCUAUAAGGAUCAUUAUAAAUCUGCAGUGGAACAGCUAGCAGCUCUUAGCUUGUCAAAAAAUACAAGGACAGCACAGCUCAAUUCAAACAGCGACAAACAAGGGACCCUCAAUUUCUGGAGCUAUAUGUACCACCAAGGCACCAAUUCAGUGAGCAGAAAAACUUUUGCAGAAAUGCCAUCUAGCUCCAGUGAUACUCCAAUAAGCCUCAUCUGUACCAAUCCAGCACUGGUAGGUUCUCACCGUGUGAAUAAAUACCAGUCCAUUUUGUAUCCUGGAGCUCAGCAGACUGUUUCAGAAAACUGCUGUAGAAAUGGAGACGGUGACUUUUUCAGGAAGACCCGGAAAGCCUCUGCUUCUGAUUCGUAUCCUGCUACAAAUAAUAGUUGCGAAGAUCUGCUUUCUGUAAUGAAACUGGCGUGGAAAACCAGAAACAGCCAGAGAGAGGACAGCCUUUUCGCUGAGAAAAAGGAUUCAUUUGAGAGUUCAAAAAAUAGGGUAGAUCUGCUAAAGUAUUUCAAAAAUGCAAAUCUUAAUCUAAGACCAGAGCCUAUAGAAGACAUAGAAACUUCCAGUUCAGCCGAGUGCCAUACAUUUUCAUAUCCUGAUUUCCUUCCUAUGCCUUUCAAUAAAUUGGAUUUAAAAAAAUUGUCCUCAUCCAAGUGGAAUGACUGGAAAUUAGCAUUUGAACCACCUUUGGAAGAGUCGCUUGAUAAACUCAUUUCUCGCUUAGUGGAAAUGGAAAGGUUACAGCACUUGACAAUAUUAAAAGAAAGGACAAAGGAACGAUCCGCUUCUCCUACCACGGCUCUCAAUAACCGCCCCAGUUCUACAAAAGAGUUGUAUCAGUUGAAGCAGCUGAAGUCAGUUGAUCUUUUGUGUCCCCAGGCAGCCUUUGAUGGAGAUUUGCACAAUUUUAGCAGUUGUGUGCAGGAACCAGACAUCCCAAAGUGCUCUUGCCACCGCUGCCAACAGAAAUGGAAUUCCAGGCCAAUUUCCCCAAUGUGUUCAAAGCAGUUGCGAUCAUCCUGCAAUAAGUGCACUAAAGCACCAGUGACUUUAGACUCCAGCAACAUAGUUGCCCGAAGGUCUCUGUCAUGCUCUAGUUCAACAAAAGUCCGAUCAGGUGUCAAGGUGCUUUCGCCCAGCACACCUGUACCUUUUUUUUUACCUGACGGCGAAAAUGCAAAAUGUAAACAGCAGAAGACCAGAAGAAAAUCUUGCAGAAAAAAUGUAGCAUUAAUGAGCAAACCUUUCACCUCUCAGAAAUUAAAAUCUUUAUCUGUUCUGGCAACAACUAAGUAUACUCAGGUUGACCAUCAGUAAUCUGCUGAAUUAGCUUGUUAGAUCAAAAUCACUUCAGAAUGUUGCAUCUCUUUGUUAUUUGUGUUAUAUUAGCAUAUCAGAUUUUUUUUUUACCUUAGCAAUCAUUUUCAUGAUCUCUUUUGAAAAGAAAGUAGCAAAAAUUAUUCCAACUUUAUUAGUGAUGAGCCGGCCAGCGGCAACUGUAAUCGUUUUCCUUGGAGAUUUUAUUUUGAUGCAGUAUUCUUUUUUUCCCCCUUUGGAAUAUGUUUAUAUUAAGAUGUAAA